Molecule: messenger RNA, 5541 nt
Organism: Oncorhynchus keta (chum salmon)
Lineage: Eukaryota; Metazoa; Chordata; Actinopteri; Salmoniformes; Salmonidae
Product: glycine receptor subunit alpha-3-like
Exons: 9
Coding region: 352-1749 (465 amino acids)
Biological process (GO): nervous system process; regulation of membrane potential; signal transduction
Cellular component (GO): plasma membrane; neuron projection; synapse
Molecular function (GO): transmitter-gated monoatomic ion channel activity; transmembrane signaling receptor activity; chloride channel activity
Source: RefSeq, a predicted model, not a curated record
UCUGUGAAUGUGUCAAGAAUAUGUACAGCUGCCGAGCGCUACCCCACAUUACUGGUGUUCCUACUUUAGAGUCGUAUUCCAGAAUUGACUAUGCUCUCUUGUUGAUGUCGUUGCUAGGUCGGUAAAAACCUGUCCAGUUAUGAGUAGUGAAGUCGAUUAGUAAUAUGUGGGAUUCCGAAACUGUUAUGCGUUUGCGUUUACCGUGCGCCACGAGCCUGCCGCGUGUUGGAUUGUGUCGACAUCAGUUGGAGCACUGUCCACGGUGCUGAAAGUCAAGAGCCUUACCCUAAGUGGCGAACAGAGGCAGCUGAGGCGUUCCCGGGUAUAUGUAUAUGCAACUCAAAUCUUGAGAUGACGCGGAAAAGGCUGCAAUCUGUAGCUGUAUGGGGAUUCUUCGCGUGGGAAAUAGCUGUGUUGCUAAGUCUGGUGGCGUCUAAAGAGCCAGAGAGUCCUCGGGGGAGAGCAGUGCAUCCUCCAUCACCCUCCGACUUCUUGGACAAACUCAUGGGGAGAACCUCUGGCUACGAUGCCAGGAUUAGACCCAACUUUAAAGGUCCUCCCGUGAACGUAUCAUGCAAUAUAUUCAUCAACAGCUUUGGCUCCAUAGCUGAGACUACAAUGGACUACAGAGUGAACAUCUUCCUCCGUCAAAAGUGGAACGACCCCAGGUUAGCGUACACAGAGUACCCUGACGGUUCUCUGGACCUGGACCCCUCUAUGUUGGACUCUAUCUGGAAACCUGACUUGUUCUUCGCUAACGAGAAAGGGGCCCAUUUCCACGAAGUCACCACAGACAACAAGCUGUUAAGAAUAUUCAAGAACGGCAACGUCCUCUAUUCUAUACGAUUGACAUUAACCCUCUCCUGUCCGAUGGACCUGAAGAACUUCCCCAUGGACGUACAGACGUGUAUCAUGCAGCUAGAGAGCUUUGGCUACACAAUGAACGACCUGAUCUUUGAGUGGCAGGAGAAUGGACCAGUCCAGGUAGCUGAUGGGUUGACCCUCCCACAGUUUAUAAUGAAGGAUGAGACGGAUCUGAGAUACUGCACCAAGCACUAUAACACAGGGAAGUUCACGUGUAUCGAGGUGCGAUUCCACCUGGAGAGACAGAUGGGCUACUACCUGAUCCAGAUGUACAUCCCCAGCCUCCUCAUCGUCAUCCUCUCCUGGGUCUCCUUCUGGAUCAACAUGGACGCCGCGCCCGCCAGGGUGGCGCUGGGCAUCACCACCGUGCUCACCAUGACCACCCAGAGCUCCGGUUCUAGAACGUCUCUACCUAAGGUGUCCUAUGUGAAGGCCAUCGACAUCUGGAUGGCGGUGUGUCUCCUCUUCGUAUUCUCCGCUCUGCUCGAGUACGCCGCCGUCAACUUUGUCUCCAGGCAACACAAGGAACUCUUAAGACUCCGCCCGCGGAGAACGAAGAAGAAGGACGACAACGUGAGGGAGAGCCGCCUCAGCUUCACCACCACGACCGGCGGUGGCGGCACUGCUGUCAAGGACGGCACCAUCCCCAAGGCCACCAACAACGCCGCCACCACCCCGGGCGCCACGGGGCCCCAGCCCGCCAAGCACCCCAAGAAGGACCCGGCCGCCAAGAGCCACGAAGAGAUGAGAAAGCUGUUCAUCGACCGCGCCAAGAAGAUCGACACGGUAUCGCGGGCGGGUUUCCCCCUGGCCUUCCUGUUUUUUAACAUUUUCUACUGGGUCCUGUACAAGAUUCUCCGGGCUGAGGAUGUGCACAAGGACUAGUACAGAACAUUACAGUACAGUAGGGUACAUUACAGUACAUUACGGUACAGUAGGGUACAUUACAGUACAGUACAGUAGGGUACAUUACAGUACAGUACAGUAGGGUACAUUACAGUACAGUACAGUAGGGUACAAUAUAGUACAGUACAGUAGGGUACAUUACAGUACAUUACAGUACAUUACAGUACAGUACAAUAGGGUACAUUACAGUACAGUACAGUAGGAUACAUUACAGUACAGUACAGUAGGGUACAUUACAGUACAGUACAGUAGCGUACAUUACAGUACAGUAGGGUACAUUACAGUACAUUACAGUACAGUAGGGUACAGUACAGUACAGUACAGUAGGGUACAUUACAGUACAGUACAGUAUGGUACAUUACAGUACAGUACAGUGUGGUACAUUACAGUACAGCACAGUGUGGUACAUUACAGUACAGUAGGGUACAUUACAGUACAGUAGGGUACAGUACAGUACAGUAGGGUACAUUACAGUACAUUACAGUACAGUAGGGUACAUUACAGUACAGUACAGUAGGGUACAUUACAGUACAGUACAGUAGGGUACAGUACAGUAGGGUACAUUGCAGUACAGUAGGGUACAUUACAGUACAGUAGGGUACAGUACAGUAGGGUACAUUACAGUUCAGUAGGGUACAGUACAGUACAGUAGGGUACAUUACAGUACAUUACAGUACAGUAGGGUACAUUACAGUACAGUACAGUAGGGUACAUUACAGUACAGUACAGUAGGGUACAGUACAGUAGGGUACAUUGCAGUACAGUAGGGUACAUUACAGUACAGUAGGGUACAGUACAGUAGGGUACAUUACAGUUCAGUAGGGUACAGUACAGUACAGUAGGGUACAUUACAGUACAGUACAAUGACACAAGGGGGAAGAAGACCCCGGUCCCUCCUUACAAUGUGGGAACUGUUUGACAUUGACAUUUGGCAGUUCACCAACUACCUGGGGUUCCAAAACAAAGUCCUGCCAAGGUUUUAAAAAAGAGGAUUAAGGAGAUGACUCGGGAGAUGAACUGAGUAUUUACAGAGCAGAGUUAUGUCCGUAUCGCCCACCAACAACAAGAGAGGACAGACACCGUGCUCACUAUGCAACGGGAGAUCAGUUUGGAGUAUCGGACGAGUCCCACUUCACCACCUUACACAGUGUGCAGUCAAAACAGGAGCGAUGCUUUUAUUCACCUCUGCAAACCCUCUGUCACGAACACACACACACACACGCGCACGCACACACACACACACACACACACACACACACACACACACACACACACACACACACACACACACACACACACACACACACACACACACUUGUGUCUUACAGCUUUACUGCCAAUGUUCUAUUACAGUACAGUUUCCACACAACACUGGUAAACAAGUGAAAACUUCCAGUACACUCAAGUCCUUUGUAGAUUUUCCACCAGAUUAUAGUGUAUCUUUAUUAUAACCAUCAGAUGUUUGUUAUAAUUCUCAGACAUAAAAAGCUGCCACUUUGACACAUUUCCAAGCUCCCUAUUGUGGGUUAAAUGUGCCGUCCCUAGUGCUACUCAUCACAUACAGAAACGUCAUUAACCUCUUUGUGACCUUGUUGAGUGAUUCAACUCCCCAGGUCCACGCUCAGCACAAACUCCACUACGGUGUUAACAUGUUUUUUUUCUCACCUUCAUUUCCUUAAUUUCCUUAUUUCCACAAAAUGAUGAUUCACUGUUCCGUUCACUUGGUCAAACAAACCACUGCCGAAACACUCAAGUCAAACAGGGGGCCAAAGAUGUGAAAGCAUCAACCUUAAAUGACCUAGAAUCUCAACACGAGCUAACAAAGGAUCGACCAAAGAGGUAACCGACUGAGAAAAACUGAAUGAACAACAUGAAAAUAGAAUAUAAAAAGAGAGAUUUGAUACCGAUGUAGUCGCUAUGAGUUCCCACUGUGAAUUUGGAAGGCUGAGGAUAUCAUUAAAGUAACUGCCGAGUGUUUUCAGAUUUCAAUUAAAUAUGACCUAUAAUUUCUUACAAUAGGAGUGAAAUCGUUUUUUAAAUGUUUUAAUUAAGUAUGUUCAAGUCGACCGUUGAUUGGUCAGCUCAUCCUCCUCAGGGAGAUGUCAUGUUCUAUGAGGAAAUGGCAAGCAUUUUUUAAACGGUCUGUUUGAGAUACAAGUUUGAGAUGGAGUUUUUUAAGUGUUUUUUUUUCUCCAAUUUAUGCUUUGUUCACAAAUACGAGUAUAGGACGAGUCAGCAACAUUAUUUGGAAAUGAGUUAACAGAAUAUGAAAUUUUAAAAGGGAGAUUUUCACUGGGCAGUUACUUUAACAGUAUAUAGCCAUAAUACUAUACACAGCCUGAAUCGGGCCUUUCACUUCUUGGUUUACAACUUGCCUUUCAAUAUAAUCUUUAUUUGAUCAUUUUUGUCUAUCAAAUGCUCUCAAAUGACUUGCUCUGGUGUCACUGAGGGUAUCACUCAGAAACUGUGUUGGUAGCAGUACACAACCGUGGGGAGCACCAUCACAAUUAAGUUAUAACUGAUCUGGGUUCAGUAUCCAGAGUACCUAUAUUUGAAUAGUUACAUGUAUGGGUUUUUAAAUUAAAGGAAUUCACACACUCCAUAAGUUGGGGGGUCAAAGUCGAUGUAUAGAGACGAAGAAAGAAUUUAGAAUAGAUUGUAAUUGUUAUGAUGAAAUAAAAUUUUAUUUAACUAUAUUUAAAAAUAAUUAUAGAAAUGAGGGGUUGUUUACUUUGUACGGUAUGUUGAUACACUAAAAUGAUUAUCAACAACAGAGCUGUAUGAACAGACAAAUGAUCGGAAUAUCGGACAAAUGGGCAAUGAUUCAGUCGUAUCAUAUUCUUGUGUUUGAUCGAACCUGAUGACACACAGAGACAGUAUGAAACUGCAGUGUAAAGACCUGACCUAAUUUUAAGAUGACUCACAAUGGAGAAGACAAUCAAAUAAACACAUUUAUGGAUACAUCUAUGAAACGUGCAAUAUAUCAAUCUCCUCUCCUUCUUCUAGAUGGUUGACGGGUUCUUGUACUCCAAGACAGUUGUGAUGUUUUUUGAAAGAAAUUUAAAAAAAUAUAUUUGGUAAGACAUUUCCAGAAUUUUACACUAUUUAAAAACAACUACUGAUUAAAUCUAGGAAGAGAUACUGUGCCAUAUACUUUUGGUAAAAACAUAUCUAUCUAUACUCCCACAUUCCUUCAUAAAGUGUCAAAGCUUUCAUAUAGUUCUACAGAUUUUAAUACCACUUCUACAUAUUAGCAUUUGACACAGUUACACACAAUGUGAAGGAUGAAUUAAUAUACGUUUCAUGUACAUUUCUAUUGCAAGUGUAUUUAAAUACUUUAUUUUGUACAAAACAAUGACAGUAUUAUUAAAUGUUAGAUGCAUGAACUGAAUUCAAUGUCAAUAGAUUUAUUUUUGAACUUGUGUUUGACCUGUGUUUUAGUUGCUGCUGUGAUGAUGAGAAGAACGAACACAUGUGCUUUUUCCCCCAGUAUAAUGUACAUCUGUAAAUACGUUUCAUAAAUCUAAUAAAGGUCCUUUGGAGGGAAAGAUGGAGGGGAAAAAAACACAUUUCUAAAUGAAGAUUUUGUCAUUUGUGUCUUUGUUACUGUAUCAAUUCAGAGAAUCACACAGAGUGGGUAUAGAACCUGUGACCCUGCUGUGCCCUGUUGUUCAAAUCACAUUUUAUUGGGCACGCACACCUAUUUAGCAGAUGUUAUUGUGGGUGUAGCGAAAUGCUUGUGUUCCUAGCUCCAACAGUGCAGUAAUAUCU